Messenger RNA from Teleopsis dalmanni, 895 nucleotides. RefSeq lists its product as uncharacterized. The transcript has 6 exons. The record is from RefSeq and is a predicted model, not a curated record. The coding region runs from base 1 to 687 and encodes 228 amino acids. NCBI's taxonomy places the organism in Eukaryota, Metazoa, Arthropoda, Insecta, Diptera, Diopsidae.
AUGGAAGUCAGAGUGGCAGAGGGUUCUCCGGUUCAAGAUGAACCUGUCGAUCUCAGUUUGCGUUGUAAAAACGAUUAUUAUUUUAUUGAUUGUAGUGAAUUACGAAAAGGUGUAAGAUGUAUACAGAGCUACACAAGAAGAUGCAUGGACUUACAACAACGUAAUCAAUUUAAUAGAUUAUACCAUGGAACCAACCAAUUUAUUCGAGACUUGUGUAAUAAAGGCGAAUUUCAAGAUGAAUAUCUUAGGCAUGCACCUUGUAGUGAAAUUGCUAAGAAAGAAUUUGAGACUUGUGCCAACCAAUUUAAGGAAACCAUGGUCUUUCUUAAACCAAAUAAAAAUCAGGAAGCCGCCGAAAAUAACACCUUCGUUGAAAAUGUGAAAACAAUUUGCUGUUCCAUUAACGAGCUGGUUGACUGCUUUGAAGAUGCAGCGAAAAAAAUCUGUGGGUCGGAUGCUGCUAAAUUCACACGUGAGUUGGUCGAUAAGUACGCACACAGCUUAACAAAGUUUUAUUGCGAGGACUAUACACGACAUCCUGAAUAUUGUCAAGGUGAAGGCAAUACUUCAACUAGGUUGGGAAGUUGCUGGCAGUUUGUGUUUACAACCGUAAUUAUUAGUCUACUUUUAAGAAAGGUUUCAUUCUCUCAACCCAUUGAGGCGAUAUCGAGAUGGUCUUGGAUAUAACGUUAUAUUUACAACGUCGUAUAUCGAAACAUUACUUUAAAAAACAUUUUUAUUAUGUUUAUAAACUAAUAGGAUAAUAAUAUAUAUAUUAUAUAUAACUUAAUAAAUAAAAUUGAAAUAAUUUGUUGUAGAAUUCGCACGUGCUAAUUUAUAUAGGAAUUUUUAUUAUAAGUGAAUCUUUAAAAAAGACAAAAAGUUAGCGGAAACU